UAUAGUAUAUAUAUAAUGAUAUAUAUACAUAUACAAGUAUAAAUGCUGAUUUAGCACAAUUAUCACUUGUCAAUAAUAUAAUUAAAGCGAAAAUUUGCGGAAUGUAAUAAGAGGGAGAGAAAUGGAGAAAAUUGUAAUAAUUAAGUUGUUAAUGAGUCUUCUAAGCCAGUGCGCAAUUAAUUUACAAAUAUUCAUUGAUCUAGUAUAUAUUGUUUACAAAUAUUCAUUUCCACAAAAAAACCGCUUGACUUGCUUACUUUUGAGUAUGUAGUCCAUUCACAGUUACCAUUCAAAUUUGCAACUGCUAAAAUGAUCACUUGAAUACUGAACGCCUUUAUUUUGUCAUAAGCCUUUCGUGGGCGGUUUUAAAUUUGUAGAAUCCUAGUUUUAACCUAUAACAUUUGGUUGCACGUCACGAAUCGAAGUAGAAACCUGGUAUACAACACCGAACAAUCGUUAUUGAGAGAUCAUUAAAUUAUUGGCGAAAAAAAAACAAUGAUAAGGCUAAAUAGUUUAUAGUGAAUAUGCCACAUGACGGUUGUGCUUGGAAAUCAAAAUCAAAUAAUAACAAAAUGAAAUCGAAUUAAUAUAAUAUAUAGACUACUGCUUAUUUCCUAUUCCAGUAAUCAUACACGAUCAUACAAUGUAUGGACCGCGUACACACGCUUGCACACUGCCGUUCAAAGAUCGCAUUGAGCAUAUGCACCGGCACGGGGAAGUCUCGGUGCCGGCUGUUGUCAUAGGCGCUUAUCAAACGAGACUAGACUUUUAUUAUUUUAGCGAACUUUUGCUCUUUCCUUGAUAUGAGCGCGAGUAGGCAUUCUAUACUUUAAUGUUGGUAUUGCAACAGUUCGUAAAAUAUACAAACAUUUCAAUUGAACCCAAAUUAUGCAAGUAAAUAUGUGCGCAUGUAUGUUAGAAAACGAAAAUUUAUAGGUACAUACAUAUAUACAAACAUGCAGCACGGGAUAUGCGAGUAAACCAGCAAUUUAAGCUGAUGAAAUGUGUGUUUUGUAUGAAACAAGUUUCGCCUAAUAUGCAGCUACCGUUAUUUGCACGAAUAUUUUAAGUCGUUUAUUGGUUUGUGGCAAUUUUGCACGUAAUUACUUAUUGGUAAGUAUUUACAGAAUUGCACGUCUGAAAACUUCCGGAAUUUUCACGAAUUCCAUCAGGAAAUUGUAAUGAAAAAAAUUUUUAAUUUUUAAAUUUAAAAAAAAUCAUUAGCAAUUAUUAAUUAGUGGAAAAAAGUUGACAAUUUAUUGGUUCAGUAACAUUCGUCUAGAUGCGCGCACAUCUGCUGGAGAUUUAAACUUCAUAAUGAUUAAGUUAUUGAUAACCAAAAAACACGUGUUACAGCUACAAAAAUUCAAAAAAUCAAAGCAAAAAUAGCCGAUCGCUUUCAGCAUUUGAACAAUAUGAUUUGUUACACUUGCAUGUACAAGAAACGAUUUUUUUAGUUAGUUAGUUUUUAAUUAACAGAUUAGCCGCCAACAUGCGCCUUUAAAAAUUUCAAUUUGACAACGAAAGUGUCAAAUAAAUAACAUAUUUUAAUAAGCAAUUAUUUAGCAAAAGAAACAACAAAGUGACCGUUACGCAAACAUAAUUGAAAACGGAUGCGCUUUAAUUUACUUAAUCUCGCUAAUUAGCAGCUGUCAGCAACAAAAAAGCAAAAGUUGUUAGCUAAACAAAAAAAAACGAAUAAUUAGUGCAGAAAAGUGUAAAUUAUUUAUAAAUAACUAUUAAGAUGAUUUAAAUUUGGCUCUCUGCAGCAACUAUGUAAAUAGUUGAUUGGCAUGCGAACGCUGAAUGCCUACGGCGUACAAGGUCAAGUUUUAAAUGUAGGUUGGCCCUGCUAUCAAUAAAAGAAUAUAUAAUUAAUACAAGAGUGCUUAUAUAUUGUUGCAAUUAUUAAUGAAUUAUCAAUUUAUGUGCAGCUAGGUGAGUGCACGACGCAAUUUAUGAUGUACGACGUAAAUUCGUGAUGCAGACUAUGCUAUUCCAUGUCAUAGAUAAGCACUUUGCAUGUAUUCAGCGUGGCUUUUCUUAACCUUGUGCGCGGUGAUGUGCCGUUAAAACAACAACAUACGUUUAACAAACAUUUUUUAUGCUAAAACUAAAAUCUGAUAUUAAUAAAAGUGUUUUCACAACAAUUUUCCACUGUCGAGUUUUACUAACGGCCGCUAGCUUUACAAGCGUAAACAAGUUUGCCAAAUAUUUACUAUCGGUAAAUAAUCAAUUACUGCAAAAACUGCACAACUUUGAUUACUGCUAACGCUUUGCGCAAGCGCAAGAAACGCAUCAAGUAUCCAAAUCAUGGUAUGAUGAUGAUGGGUUACGGUAUAGCACCUGACUGACUAAACCACUAUGCGCAACCGCUCGCUACACAUGUGAUCUGACGCAUACCACUAUACCAUAUUUAUAGUAAUAAAAAAAAAAACACUAUCUGCGACAACAUCUGCAGCAAAGCAUUGGCUAAACGCUUGACUGUUUGUCGCAUUUACCAUUUUUUCUUGGGGUUGUGAACAGAUAAGCCAAGCGAUUUGGUUUCAAACGUCAAUUUGUUCGUAAACGUAUUCAAUAAUUGUAUGUAAAACGACGUCGGCAUCAGCAGCGCGCCGUAUGUGUAUGCUGUUGUAGCGCAGCGCGCAGUCUGAGCCGUUAAACGACGGAAACGUUGGUGAUGUUGGCGCUGACAGCAAGCUGUCGAUCACAGUAUUUUCCUGGUGAUCUAACAAAGCAGACGUACAAGUUGGAGAGCACGGUAAAAAACGUGGUGAAUGCAUAUAUUUGUGACUACAAAAGUGUAACGGUACAUAAUAGUGUUCGAACCUUGAAUGUGAAAGGAAGUGUAGUGUAGCGGAAGCAAAGUGCCUAACGAAAAGGGAACUUUAAAAGAGCGUAAAAUAUACACAGAAGUGUAAUUAAAAGAAGCAGUGUAAAGCUUUAUUCAAAAUGGCUACCAAUGGCAAGCGUGUGUGUGUAAUUGGUGCUGGUACAGCAGGACUUUGCGCGUUGAAAAAUUCACUGCAACAGGGCAUGGACGCGAUCGCCUAUGAGCAAUGUAGCGAGAUCGGUGGCACCUGGGUGUAUACGAAACCAGGUGAAAAUGAUGUGCAUAGCAGCAUGUACGAGGGUUUACGCACAAAUCUGCCCAAAGAGGUUAUGGGUUACCCGGAUUACUCAUAUCCUUCGGAAAUCGAGCAAUCAUUCGUACCGUCUGCCGAAGUGCUGAAAUUCUUGCAGUCGUAUGCGCAACAUUUCGAUUUAUCACACUACAUUAAGCUGCAGCAUGAGAUAAUACGUGUGCGUCCUUUGGAUGAAAAAUGGGAGAUCUACAUCCGCGACAUCAAGAAUGACACUUUUAUCAAAGAAAUAUUUGACUUCGUUUUCGUUUGUAAUGGGCAUUAUAGUAUGCCACUGAUGCCAGAUAUCGAAGGCAUAGAUAGUUAUAGAGGUAAAAAGUUGCACAGUCAUUGGUAUCGUAAACCGGAUACAUUUAAAGGUACCACUGUACUCGUAAUCGGCGCUGGCCCUAGUGGCAUGGAUAUUACGAAUCACAUCAGCAAAUUCGCUAAGCAAAUCUAUCUUAGUCAUAAUUUGGAUCCUGCACCCUGCACCGAUUUCAUGCCAAAUGUUACGCAGAAGACAGUCGUAAAACGCUUCACCGAAGAUGGCGCCGUCUUCAAAGAUGACAGCACUGAAACCUUCGAUCACAUUAUCUUCUGCACUGGCUACAAAUACACAUUCCCAUUCCUCAGUAUCGAUGUUUCGUUGCGCGUCGAUGAUAAUUUCGUACACCCACUUUAUAAGCACUGCAUCAAUAUACAUUAUCCCACGAUGGCAUUGAUUGGCCUGCCCUUCUAUGUGUGUCCAUCGCAAUCGUUCGAUUUGCAAGUGCGUUUCGCGUUGGCAUUCUUCACUAAGAAACGUGAGUUUCCGAGUCGCGAAGAAAUGUUCGCCGAUUUGGAGAAGGAUAAGGAGAACCGACGCAAAAAGGGUCUGACCAACCGUCUAGCGCACGCGAUGGGCGAUAAGCAGUACGACUACUACCAAGAUCUCUCCGAAACGGCCGGUAUUGAAAAUAUCAAACCGGUGAUUAAUAAAAUCAUGGAGGAUUGCAGUCGGAAAUAUAUUUAUGAGCUCGCCACAUACCGUAACGAUCGCUUCAAGGUGCUCGAUGAUGAAACAUUCGUGAAAUUUCACUUGGAGACCGCUUGAAAUUUAAAUAAUCUUUGUACUACUUGUACAUGCUAUUUGGGAGCUUUUUGGGGGUUAAGGGUUCAUUGUGCUUACUUUAUAAUUAUAUAUAUAUUUAAGCGUCAUUAAGUCUAUGUUAUAUCUUUUUUUAUUAUUAUACUAUAUAUUUUUAAAAAAUUCAUUAUCAUCUUCCAUACACAAGAUUCAUAUAGACAAUAAAAUGGUUUGUAAAAUGAAAAAAAAAA
Messenger RNA from Bactrocera oleae (olive fruit fly), 4442 nucleotides. RefSeq lists its product as uncharacterized. The record is from RefSeq and is a predicted model, not a curated record. Gene Ontology annotation, molecular function: NADP binding; N,N-dimethylaniline monooxygenase activity; flavin adenine dinucleotide binding. Lineage: Eukaryota; Metazoa; Arthropoda; Insecta; Diptera; Tephritidae.